AUGUACGUCGUUGUAACCACUACGCCCAUUGCUACAGGAACACCCUCCUUGGCUAUCAAGAAUACAUUCACCCGUCGCUUAAUGACACUUAUAGUCCUCAAAACGUACGCUCGCUUCUACAAUCACGAUGGACCCUGCAUAUCCAUCUCCAAAUCUCUCAUCGUCAAGAAGGGCCCAUUCGUCCAUCUCACCGAAGCAGCUACCAUGCAAUUUGUCGCUGCCAAUACUUCUAUUCCUGUACUGGCUGUUAACUGUUCGUUCGUACAUAAGGACCGAGCAUAUAUAAGGCCUGGAAAACUCUCUGCUGCUGAUCUGUCAGACAUCUUCGCCCAACUUCGGCGCAUAUUUCAGGUACUACGGGCUCUUGUGCCACCGGAUGAGGUGGGGGUCCAGAGCUGUUUGGGCGGUUCAUUACGUGACUCCCGGAUACCGCGCUCAAGGCCUCGAUUUGGGCCCUUCAAGACGAUCCAGGAUUUCCAUCGAUGGUUACGGGAAGACCUCGAGCCUGACAACCAUCCAGAUCGCUUCAAGGGACAGUUUUGGAAGGAGAUAAAGGAAAUGCCGGUGUUCACGCAUGGAGACCUUAACCCUUUUAACAUCUUGGUGCGGGGCGACCAAGUCGUUGGUAUCAUUGAUUGGGAGUUUGCUGGGUGGUAUCCGUGUUACUGGGAGUAUACCUCGGCAUGGUAUGGAAAUCGUAUUUGGCAGGGCCGGCAAGAGUUACUUGCGAAGUUCUUGGAUGCAUAUCCUACAGAGCUGGAGAUGGAGAAGACAAGGCAAAGAUGGUGGGGUGAUUUUUGA
Molecule: messenger RNA, 801 nt
Organism: Fusarium oxysporum Fo47
Lineage: Eukaryota; Fungi; Ascomycota; Sordariomycetes; Hypocreales; Nectriaceae
Product: serine/threonine protein kinase
Exons: 4
Coding region: 1-801 (266 amino acids)
Source: RefSeq, a predicted model, not a curated record